This is a messenger RNA of Huiozyma naganishii CBS 8797, 510 nucleotides long. RefSeq lists its product as uncharacterized. The transcript has a single exon. The record is from RefSeq and is a predicted model, not a curated record. Bases 1 to 510 code for a protein of 169 amino acids. NCBI's taxonomy places the organism in Eukaryota, Fungi, Ascomycota, Saccharomycetes, Saccharomycetales, Saccharomycetaceae.
AUGACGACGAGGGACGCGCCAGGAGCAGUGCCAGCACCUGUACAAGUACCCCGUGCGAGGAAGCCGCAGUCCGCUGCCGCGUACGCUGCGCAGCUCGAGAUGUUCCAGAGCUCAUCGCUCACUGGUGGUGGUGGUCCACCGGUAUGCGAUCCACGAUGGAUGGACAAAGCGGAGGGCCCUGAAGGUCCCCUGCAGAUGUUAGAGGGGACACCGCAGGGACUGGACUUGAAACACACAAGGCUUCGCCUGCUGGACGCCUGCAGUAGACUGUACUACCGUAGGGAGUACGCCCGGUGUAUCGCACUCGCUAAACAGUUGGAACAGCUGUUGCAGGGAGCCGACGGGGGGCCCAGGACCAAGAACAAGGAGUACAGGGAACUAGCAACGUUGCGGUACCUUGUCCAGCGGUGCACAGAUCUUACAAACAGUAUAACUUCUUAUGUACAAGUACCAACUACUACAACUACAACUACAACUGCAACUACUAUAACAAGCUCAACAGGACGAUGA